This is a messenger RNA of Eleginops maclovinus (Patagonian blennie), 3832 nucleotides long. RefSeq names its product protein O-GlcNAcase. The record is from RefSeq and is a predicted model, not a curated record. The coding region runs from base 141 to 2537 and encodes 798 amino acids. NCBI's taxonomy places the organism in Eukaryota, Metazoa, Chordata, Actinopteri, Perciformes, Eleginopidae. Gene Ontology annotation, biological process: glycoprotein metabolic process. Gene Ontology annotation, molecular function: beta-N-acetylglucosaminidase activity. The transcript has 17 exons.
GAGGGGAGAGAGGGAGGCAGAUCGAGGAGAAGCAUGAAGAAUAUCCCCGAUAUCUAAGCUCACAGAGGGGGACAGCAUCUCGUCCUCCCUCGCUGUUUAAGGGCCAACUGGAAUCAGAGGGAGGCAGCGAGGCGGACAGAAUGGAGGAGAAGAAGCAGUUUCUUUGUGGGGUGGUGGAAGGUUUCUAUGGGAGGCCUUGGACUAUGGAUCAGAGGAAGGUUCUUUUCCAAUGGAUGCAGAGUUGGGGGUUGAACACCUACCUGUACGGCCCAAAGGAUGACCUCAAACACAGACUACUGUGGAGGGAAGUCUACUCUCAUGAGGAGGAGGGUCAGUUGCGUACUCUCAUAAAGGAGGCCCAGUCGAGAGGCCUAAAGUUUGUUUACGCCCUCUCCCCUGGUCAGGACAUCGUCUUCUCUUCUUCCUCUGACCUGACACUGCUCAAACGCAAGCUGAGACAGGUUUCAGACCUGGGUUGCCAGGCCUUUGCCAUCCUGUUUGAUGACAUUGACCACUCCAUGUGUCAGGCUGACAGCGAGGCCUUCUCCUCAUUUGCUCAUGCUCAGGUCACUAUAACCAAUGAAAUAUACCGGUUCCUGGGGGAUCCACCUGUCUUCCUAUUCUGCCCCACAGAGUACUGUGGUUCUCUGUGUUCUCCCAGUGUAUCAAAGUCUCCCUACCUGCAGACUGUUGGAGAGGACCUACUGCCCGACAUAACAGUGAUAUGGACGGGCAAUAAGGUCAUCUCCAGGAAACUGUCCGCAGACUGCCUGGCUGAGGUGGAGUCUGUCCUCCAGCGCCCGCCACUCAUCUGGGACAACCUGCACGCUAAUGACUACGACUCCAGACGUCUCUUCCUGGGGCCUUUUAAGGGCAGAGAGCCUCAGCUGAGGAGCCACCUGAGAGGUCUGCUACUCAACCCCAACUGCGAGUUUGAAGCCAAUUACAUCCCUCUCCACUCGCUGGGCAGCUGGUACCGAUCUGGAAAGGAGGAGAGGAAAGAUGAGGAGUGUGAAUACUGUCCUGAUAGAGCGCUCUCUGUUGCCCUACAUGAUUGGAUGGAGGAACUCAACCAACCACUACAAGCAGGACGGCAGAGCAGCCGAGCAGACCAGCGUUCCUCUGUUCAAACAACCCGCUGUAAAACUCCCGACCGACCCGACUGCCCCUCCACCCUCAGAGGAACCGCCGUCGUGGACAGGCUUCCUGUUUUCCCCCUCAACUCCAGCUCGCCUCCAACGUCACCCACUAAGGUCAAGGUGGAGACAGAGGGAGAGAAGAAGAGAUCAAACCAACCUCAAGGACCCAGACCUAGCGCACCUGCAGGGGGAGGCAGGGUGCAGAAGGCCCAGGGGUGGGGGCUUUGUGGUGGGAAGGGCCUCCUGAGUGAGUCCCAGGUGCGGCUACUGGUGGGUCUUUAUUAUCUGCCCCACGAGUACGGCCUGUCGGGACAGAAGCUGCUGCAGGAUCUCAGCUGGCUGAAAGCAAACUGCCACCUGGUCAGCGCCAACAGCAAAAAGACAGCGCCUCAGAAGAUCGAUGAGUGGCGUGGCCGGUCCUCUAGGGUAUUGUCCCUAUGUGAGGACAUAGCACAGCUCCACUGCAGCGUGGUGGGAGGGGCCAACAGGGCGGUGCUCUACGACCUUUACCCCUACGUGUGGGACCUGAGGAACACGGCUCUGGUGGCUAAAGCCUUCAUAUGCUGGCUGGAUGGCCGAGUGUUGAGUGACAGCUCCACCCUGGGCACCUGGAAGAACUGCUUUCACUUGUGUGGGAAGACCACAGGAGCGGACCUACUGGGAGUUGAAUCAGAACCAUGGGCGUUUAAAGGGGGCGUGUCUGGGGAGGUGCAGAUGCUACUCCCAAUAGGCAGCAGCAAUGAACUCUUCACUCAUCCUCCUCCUCUCUUCCCUACCUCUCGUCUCUAUAACAUCAGACCCUAUCACACUAAGGACAAGUUGGAGUUGUAUCGGAUGGUGCGCCAACUCCACCUGAGGACUCAGGGUGGCCAAGAGUCCAGUGCUGUGCACCCAGAUGUGAUAGGAGACAGAUGUCUCGGGCCGUGCCUGGCGUUGUCCCCGGAGUACUGCUUCAUCCUGGAGGAUGAGCUGGGUGUGUGUGGCUGUGUGUUGGGCAUCUUGGAUGUCCGCAUGUUUGCCAAGCGGUGCCAGGCCAGCUGGAUGCCGGCCAUGAGGGACAAAUACCCACCUAAAGGGGGAAACACACACCCCACGGCACAGGACUUGAUCCAACUGAUGGAGGAAGACCAGGGGGAGUAUCCCGAGUCUCUCCUCUUUCACUUCCCCUCUCAGCUGCGCCUGGACGCCCUGCCGGAGCUGGUGGACAUAAGCGUCAGCAGGACUCUGCUCACCGCAAUGCUAACAGCACUCAAGGCCAACGGUUCUCAGGGUGUGUUCUGCGAGGUGCAGCCGACGGACCGUCAGAGGCUGGAGUUCUUGACCAAACUGGGCUUCCUGGAGAUCCUCAGAGGAGAGGCCAGGAGCAGAGAGGGGGUGGUGCUGGGGAGGCUGCUCUGAACACAAACUAACACUCACACACAUACACAGACACCACUAGAGAUGUGCAGACAUACAGUGGAUACACAGCAGCACUUACACACAGAACAAUGUUCGAAAAGCAGUACAUUCAGUACAGCAUAGAGAAGGGAGGGUGUGGACAAUCGUGGAGUCUGUGUGGCAGCGGUAAUGGGGAUGAAUGGAGAUUUCUGAAGGAUUUACAAAAUAUAAAAUAAGCUUUGAGUUUAAAACUUCAGCAGAGCUGUGCUAAUCUCCCUUGCGUUUAAUGUCCUGGCUACGGAUUACAAGAUUUAGUCAAAUUUAAAGGAAGUCAACGACAGGAUAGUUUGAAAACGCUGGGAGCAGAGCAGCAGAUCCCAGAAGCUACAGCCUUCUCCUCUGUGGCACACAUCAUUCGCUCCACCAUGGCUCAAUGUAUUGGUCUGUUCCAAAGGUCUGUUUGCUGGUAAAACUACUUCCUCAAUGUUUGUGAAAUUUAAGGGAAGCAUGCACCAUUGGUUAAGGAACCACUCAUUAAAUUGUGGUGCAUUGGGUGUAAGAAUAUUUUGAACCAUCACCUAUGGAUAGGAAAAUUCGCCCCCUUUCGUCUGAACACUUGGACAAAGCUAUAAAUGUCGCACUGAGCGAUACAAUUAAACACAUCUUCUUUGUUGCAUUGGCGUUGUUUCCACAUAAUGACUAAAAGCUGAACGACUUAUCAACUUGGAAAAUGCAAGCUGAAAUAGUUUUCACGUAUUUUGUUGAAGCAGCCAACUUUUAACAAACACUUUUUAUCAGUAAUUGGCCACACCAGUUGUUUCUACCUCCCAGCAAGAAAGCUAAUGGUAUUUCCUAAAAUAUCUAACUACUUCUUCAAGAUGAUUUUGACUUAUCCCCUCUUGUUAAACCAAAGUUAAGCUACUACAGUGGAUCUGGUGCUCGGCUCCCUCUGCUUUGUUCAUAAGAGAUCGUUUUUUUUCUUAAAAACUCUGGAUGUUGUUACCUAGCUGCUGUCCUGUUGGUUAAAUAUAGCCUGCUAACAGACUGACCCAGGCACAGUGUCACUGUUUACACUCGACUAGUAUAGAUGAAUGUUUACAUGCAUGAAAAAAACUCAACAUUGUGUGGCUGUCGAGUAAGAUUACAUGUAUACUGACAUCAACACUAACAGGCAUAUCAUUUCAAUAUAAUGCUCUAACAUGGCGCCAUUACUUGGCUUUCACAGCCAAAAGAAAGUGCAUGCAGAAUCAAAUUCAUCAGAAAAAAAAGUUUCAGAUUGUGAAUAGAACACACACACACACACACACACACACACA